AUGUCAGAUCGUGGACCAACCGACGUAACGCACUACCUAAACCGCCUCCGUAGUUUACUCAUUCAUCACGAGCUAAUUCUACACGACUCCUCAGACUACACCCCUCACAAGUUCGACUACUUACAGCCCCUCAAUCACACCAACUAUCUACCUACAUAUUGCCGUAAAUUUCCAUUCUCUGAAAUUCAAGAACGUUUCAAGCUAUCCCUCACUCCCAAAGUCGACAAUCUGGAGUUGAAAAUCGAGCGAUCGAGACACCUGAUGGUGUAUUCUGGUCAAUCUAAGUCUACGAAGCCGGUUCUUGAACAGGGCUUGAAUGAUAUCUUACAUAGUAUCCGCUAUACCAUAUCCGCAACUCUCACUGCACUGGUCCCUGACGAAAGUCUUCUCGCAGAGCCAAUCUAUGAUAUGGAACCAAUAAGCACCACCAUACAAACCAGUUACACCACUCCCCCCAUGAACAUAUUAGAAACCGGAUAUACUUCAUUACUUCUCGGUCGAUCCACAUGGGAUAAUAUUGAUUUGGAUGCUAUAAAAAGAAUGUUGUGGGCGCAUGGAAUGAUUUUGUAUGGAGAAGAUGGGAAGAGGAGAGAAAUCCCUGUAGAUGAUAGGGAUAGACGAAGAUUACUAGGGGAAGUGGAGUCGUGUGUGCGUGCGGAUUUGGGGCUUAUGUGA
Molecule: messenger RNA, 675 nt
Organism: Sclerotinia borealis F-4128
Lineage: Eukaryota; Fungi; Ascomycota; Leotiomycetes; Helotiales; Sclerotiniaceae
Source: the annotation of a GenBank genome assembly